CUCCGCGGUUCGCAUGGCGCUCUGAAGACGCCGGCGCCCGCCGCCUUGAGGAGCCGCUGCCCCCGCUCCCUGAAGAUGGGGGAACAAUGAAAUAAGCGAGAAGAUUCCUCUUCUCCCCCCUCUCUCUCUUGCCCCCCUCCCCCCCCUCCCCUCCCCUCUCCCCUUGACUCCUCUCCGAGGCACCAUGCUGACCCGCCUGUUCAGCGAGCCCGGUCUCCUCUCGGACGUGCCCAAGUUCGCCAGCUGGGGCGACGGCGACGACGACGAGCCGAGGAGCGACAAGGGCGACGCGCCGCCGCCGCCGCCGCCGCCUCCGCCGGGGCCCGGGGCUCCCGGGCCCGCCCGGGCUGCCAAGCCAGUCCCUCUCCGUGCAGACGAGGUGCCGGAGGCCGCGCUGGCCGAGGUCAAGGAGGAAGGCGAGCUGGGGGGCGAGGAGGAGGAGGAAGAGGAAGAGGAGGAAGGGCUGGACGAGGCAGAGGGCGAGCGGCCCAAGAAGCGCGGGCCCAAGAAGCGCAAGAUGACCAAGGCGCGCCUGGAGCGCUCCAAGCUGCGGCGGCAGAAGGCAAACGCGCGGGAGCGCAACCGCAUGCACGACCUGAACGCGGCGCUGGACAACCUACGGAAGGUGGUGCCCUGCUACUCCAAGACGCAGAAGCUGUCCAAGAUCGAGACCUUGCGCCUGGCCAAGAACUACAUCUGGGCGCUCUCGGAGAUCCUGCGCUCCGGCAAGCGGCCCGACCUGGUGUCCUACGUGCAGACGCUGUGCAAGGGUCUGUCGCAGCCCACCACCAACCUGGUGGCCGGCUGCCUGCAGCUCAACUCGCGCAACUUCCUCACGGAGCAGGGCGCCGACGGCACGGGCCGCUUCCACGGCUCGGGUGGCCCGUUCGCCAUGCACCCCUACCCGUACCCGUGCUCGCGCCUGGCGGGCGCACAGUGCCAGGCGGCGGGCGGCCUGGGCGGCGGAGCGGCGCACGCCCUGCGGACCCACGGCUACUGCGCCGCCUACGAGACGCUGUAUGCGGCUGCGGGCGGCGGCGGCGCGAGCCCGGACUACAACAGCUCCGAGUACGAGGGCCCGCUAAGCCCCCCGCUCUGUCUCAAUGGCAACUUCUCACUCAAGCAGGACUCGUCGCCCGACCACGAGAAGAGCUACCAUUAUUCUAUGCACUACUCGGCGCUGCCCGGCUCGCGGCCCACCGGCCACGGGCUGGUCUUCGGCUCGUCGGCUGUGCGCGGGGGCGUCCACUCGGAGAAUCUCUUGUCUUACGAUAUGCACCUUCACCACGACCGGGGCCCCAUGUACGAGGAGCUCAAUGCGUUUUUCCAUAACUGAGACCUCGCGCCUGCCCCUUUCUUUUUCUUUUGCCUUUGCCCGCACCCCUGCCCCCAGACCCCCUCCCAGCGCAAGGGGACCCCCCACCUAUCCUGGCGCCGGGCGCGGGGAGCGGGCCGCCGGUACUGACCCUCUCUUGGGCAGGGCAGUCCUCUUACCUGUGGGUGGCCCGUCCCAGGGGCCUCGCUUCCCCCAGGGGACUCGCCUUCUCUCUCCCCAAGGGGUUUCCUCCUCUUUCCCAGGGGUGGUUCUCCAGGGACCCAUCUUUGGGCACUCCCUGGAGACCACCCCACAUUCCCUAAUCCCUACACCUAGGUUUCCUCCUCCCCUUCCCCCCUGCAGGCCCAAAGGCAUUGGCAAGGGGGCAGCUGAGCUGUGGGAUACUGUUUUCCCCCUAUUGUUGUGUCGUCGUUGUUAUUAUUAUUAUUAUCAUCAUCGUUAUUAUUAUCAUUAUUAUUAUUAUUAUUAUAACAGACACCGAGCUGCCGAGGCAGAAAGGAGCCGGGCGCCCCCUCUUUCUUGAAGAGGGCAUAAGUCAGGGCGCCUGAGUCUGGACCUGGAACGCCCUCGCCCCAACCCCUAGUCUCAGCGUUUUGUGAGUUUAAUUUUGGCGGGAGGAAGUGUGGAUUGAGAGGAAAGAGAGAGGCCAAGACAAUUUGUAACUAGAAUCCGUUUUUCCCUUUUCCUUUUUUUAAACAAACAUACAAAAAAAAAAAAAAAAAAAAAAAAGCUGAGAGGCGACGGAGGCCGAACGCAGAGUCCGGAUCGGAGAGAAAACGCAGUAAGAACUUUUAGAAGCAAUAAAAGGCAAAAAAUACUACUACCAAUAAUAAAAAGACACAAAUAUCUAUGCAAGGAGGUUCUGACAGAGCCUAGCGGCCCGGCCCGGCCCCGGGAUGCCCCUCCCGGCCCGCGGGCCGCGCCGCCCAAGCGCGGAUCUGUGCACUUUGGUGAAAUGGGGGCCGGCGCCGCCCCCUCCCCUCCCCAGGUUCUUACAAUCAGUGACUCGGAGAUUUGGGGCCCCAGUGCCACUGCCCUCCCCCGCCCCGUCCCCAUUGUGCGUCAUGCUGUUUUUUAAAAACCUGUUUCCAAAUUUGUAUGGAAUGGCAAACUGUUGGGGGGGUCGGUUUGGGGAGGGAGGGUUUGCAUGAGAGACACACACACGCACACCACACCGCACGCACACGCAAGGCCCCGCGCGGGCGUCUGGGGGCAGAGGGAAGAGAGUUCGCCGAACCCUCGCUCCCCGCAGGCAAUCCUCAUCCCGGGUUGAGGGUGGAGACCUAGACCUAGGGCCAGCCCCGCCCCUGCCCAAAUGUGCCUCGGUGGGCGCAAGGCGCCCGGCGAUUUCCGGUGGCUGGAGAGGUUUUUUGUUGUUUUGUUUUUGUUUUUGUUUUUGUUUUUGUUUUGUCUGAGGCGUCCUCUUGGCUCUGGCUAGCAGGUGGGCAGGGAGAGGGCUGAGGGCUCUUUCUGGAAGUUUCCCAGAGAAAGGGGCAAAAGGAGAACAUCUCCCCACCGGAGGCAGGAGAUCAGGCAUCCAAACACACGAUGCAAAAAAUGCAAACCCACAGGCGACACACCCACACACUUACCCACACACUCACACGCAAUUUUACCUUCCUCUUGUAGAGAAGAUGAAACUCCCGUCGGACACCCGAAGUGCAUUGCGUGUUUCUGUUCAGUUUAAUGACGAUUAAUAAAUAUUUAUGUAAAUGA
Molecule: messenger RNA, 3052 nt
Organism: Mustela lutreola (European mink)
Lineage: Eukaryota; Metazoa; Chordata; Mammalia; Carnivora; Mustelidae
Gene: NEUROD2
Product: neuronal differentiation 2
Exons: 2
Coding region: 185-1336 (383 amino acids)
Biological process (GO): nervous system development; regulation of DNA-templated transcription
Molecular function (GO): protein dimerization activity
Source: RefSeq, a predicted model, not a curated record